Molecule: messenger RNA, 319 nt
Organism: Didymodactylos carnosus
Lineage: Eukaryota; Metazoa; Rotifera; Eurotatoria; Philodinida; Philodinidae
Source: the annotation of a GenBank genome assembly
AUGGAAACCCAUCAUUUAAUGUCUCUCUUCUCUGUAUUGCUGAACUCUACGGAUGUCGAUGGUAUAUUUGCUUUAUAUAAACAAAUUGUCCAUAUUUAUGGAGAUCCAGACUCGAAGAACUCAUCUGAUACACUCGCUUUACUUUUGAGUGAAUCUGAUCUUUCUAAUUUGGAUAUCAAUCCAUUUUUGGAGGAAAGUUAUGUUCAAGAUGAUAAACCAAAUAAGCAAGAUUUUCUGGACGAAAUAGAUGUCACAACUGAUCCGAUUAUUCAUCAAUCACCUUUCAAUAUCAAAGCGUGUGCUGAUAUUCCAGCUCUAC